AUUUUUUCCCUGUGUUCUCCAUCCAUAGCAAUGCCUUUUGCAUUUUGCACACGAGAGAGGGAGCCCUGGACAGAGUUUGCCGAAUCGGCCGAGAAUGGGCUCACCACACGCUUUUGUAUUCAGCUGGCCAAAAAAUACAACAUGGUGGUGGUGUCUCCCAUUUUGGAGAGAGAUGAGAUCCACGGUGGAACAUUGUGGAACACUGCAGUGGUGGUGUCCAAUAAUGGCAAUGUUCUGGGCAAAUCACGGAAGAAUCACAUUCCCCGUGUGGGAGACUUCAACGAGUCAACAUAUUACAUGGAAGGGAACACCGGCCACCUUGUAUUCCAGACACAGUUUGGAAAGAUUGCUGUUAACAUCUGCUAUGGCCGACACCAUCCUCUCAACUGGUUAAUGUACAGCGUACAUGGGGCUGAGAUCAUCUUUAACCCUUCGGCCACAGUUGGAUUGCUCAGUGAACCAAUGUGGCCAAUUGAGGCCAGAAAUGCUGCCAUCGCAAACCACUGCUUCACCUGUGCCAUCAACCGUGUGGGAACAGAGUGUUUCAAGAACGAGUUCACAUCUGGAGAUGGAAAGAAAGCGCACCAUGACUUCGGCCAUUUUUAUGGCUCCAGCUAUGUAGCUGCAGCUGACGGCAGCAGAUCCCCAGGAUUAUCCAGAACCCGUGAUGGCCUGCUGGUGACAGAGAUGGACUUGAACCUAAAUCGCCAAGUUGCAGACAAAUGGAAUUUCAAGAUGACUGGGAGGUAUGAAACGUACGCAGAGGAGCUCAAAAAAGCCAUCCAGCAUGACUUCAAACCCAACAUUGUUAAGGAGUGAGUUUAUCAGGAAAACAUGAGUGCCAAAAGCCCUUGAGAGGAACCGCACUUUCAGCUGAAAGCCAUGCUUGGCACAUGUAGGAGAACCACAUUGUGUAUUAGCGAUAAGUCCUUGUACCUCUACUUGAAUUUCACAAAAUAACUUAUAUAAUUUAUCAGUUCAUUUUUAAGGUCAAUAAUGGAAGGAUGCAUUUGAAUAAAAUACAAAUCCAACUUUUAUUAAUUUCUGAAAU
Messenger RNA from Sinocyclocheilus grahami, 1051 nucleotides. RefSeq names its product beta-ureidopropionase. The transcript is spliced from 7 exons. Gene Ontology annotation, molecular function: beta-ureidopropionase activity. The record is from RefSeq and is a predicted model, not a curated record. Lineage: Eukaryota; Metazoa; Chordata; Actinopteri; Cypriniformes; Cyprinidae. The coding region runs from base 31 to 819 and encodes 262 amino acids.